Phragmites australis (common reed) is the source of this 2095-nucleotide messenger RNA. Its product is annotated as zinc finger protein ZAT4-like. The record is from RefSeq and is a predicted model, not a curated record. Lineage: Eukaryota; Viridiplantae; Streptophyta; Magnoliopsida; Poales; Poaceae. Gene Ontology annotation, biological process: regulation of DNA-templated transcription. Bases 572 to 1840 code for a protein of 422 amino acids. The transcript has a single exon.
UUUUCUCCAAUCUGAUUUUGUCUCGACUCAAUAAUUUUCGUGCACUGGUUGACUUGAUUGCACUUGAAUUUUUCGGGCCUCGGCGAAUAAGCCCAACUACAGAGUACAGACCCGGCCGAACGGCAGCUCAGUUGAGGACUUGAGGUGCCCGUCCUGCAGAGCAGAGGCAUGCAUGGCUUCCGACUCCCGUCCGCAGCUUGCCACCUACGCAGGUGCCUGUGAUUUGUUUUCUCUCUCCUGUCAGUUUUGCUAAUUUUGCUUGCUUGGUUGCAUGCAGAGAUUUCUCCUUCCCAACCGCUCAUAACCUCCACCUCUCCGCUCCUCUCCUCCCAUCUACUGCUACUUUAGCUUCUCACCUAACUUCCUCCCAAGCUCAUUCGGCGGGCCAUGCAUGUGGAUCGCUCCUCCAGCUUCUUCACUUGACCCUCUUCUUCAUCUAUCCACUUCGAUUCUUGCCUACUUGUUCUUUGAUCUGCCGAUUCGCUGCGUUUCCUGGUUGAUCGAUCGUGAUCUGAGGCGAUCGAGCUGUUGCUUAGUUUCUUGAUCUUGAUUGAUCGAUCCAUCGAGCACAAUGGACGGUGUGGUUGUGCUUGGCCGCAGUUCGACCCGGCGCCACAGCUGCAAGGUGUGCCGGAAGGGCUUCCCCUGCGGCCGGUCGCUCGGCGGACACAUGCGUUCACACUCCCUGGCGGAGGUUGCGGUGGCGGAUGAAGAAGAUGACGGCGACGCCGACGCUGAUGACGACGAGGAGGAUGAGCACGAACGCGGCGCGCGGGCAUCCUUCUUGGGGUCGGGCGGCGGAGGUUAUGGCCUGAGGGAAAACCCCAAGAAGACGCGCCGGCUCUCGGGGCUCGACGGUGGCGACGAGGUGGACGGUGGCAGCGAGUGCCAUGAUGACCGCGGCGAGCUGUUUUCGUCGUGUCACCCAGUGCUGGGACACGUGCGACGCCAUGCACCGGAAGAGAGGGCCUACGCCGAUGGCGAGAACGUCGGCGUGGAGGUGGCAGCGAAGCGGGAGGACGAGGAGGGGGACAUGGUGAUGAUCCCGAGUGAGGCGGCAGUCCUGAUGCCGGCGCCGAGGCGUAGGCGCCGCACGAUGCGCGUGCCGGCCCCCGCGCUGCCGUCUGCUGCUGCGCGCGACGCGUUCGACAAGGAGCCAGAGGACGCCGCGCUCUGCCUCAUCAUGCUGUCGCGCGACACCACCGUCCGGUGCGUCUCGACGGCUAAAGAUGCCGAGCACUCGGCAGAGAAGGACAGGAAGGGGCGAGACGGCGCUGCAAGAUUUGGCUACUACCACGACGCGCACUCAGACGACGCCUCUGCCCUCUUCCGGUACGCGGACGUCGAUAUCACUAAGAGCAAGAAGAGGAAGACUGGCCCCAGCUUCGCCGGCGAGGAGAAGCGGGGCCGAUACGAGUGCCCCGGGUGCGGCAGGGCCUUCCAGUCCUACCAAGCGCUCGGCGGCCACCGCGCCAGCCACAAGCGCAUCAACAGCAGCUGCUGCAUAGCCAAGGUCGCGACAGAUCAGCCGGAGCCGAGCGUCGAGACCAACAACUCCUUCAGCACGGCGUCGGCACCGGCGUCGCCGGACGUCGACGCAGACAGAGCGGUGGUUGCGGUGAAGUCAAAGAAGGUGACCAAGUUUGAGUGUCCCAUCUGUUUCAAGGUGUUCGGCUCGGGGCAGGCGCUCGGUGGGCACAAGCGGUCGCAUUCCAUCGCCGGUGAGCUCUACGAGCGCACCAACGCCAACGGCGAUGCCGGCAUUGUUGAGCCGGAGCAGUCUCUGAUUGCCGCCCGGUUUCUUGAUCUCAACCUGCCAGCUCCAGCAGCUGAGGAUUGAAGCAUGAUUGGUCCGAUUUUUUAUCUAUAGGAGGAGAGUGCAUGUACAGAACUACAUAUUCAGAUUCUGAUUCAUUCUUUGGAGUUCAGGUUAGAAGUGAUAUUGGAGAAAAUAAACAACAGUUACUAGUCUUCCUGAAUUCAUAAACCUUCAGCCAAUAAGUUAUUCUUUUUAUAGGUUUUUCUUUUGGCUUCUUUGCAUAAGAGUAAUAAUCAUCUCAUGAUCUGAAAUUACUGAACCUUAGCUGAUUCAAUA